Molecule: messenger RNA, 2867 nt
Organism: Lathyrus oleraceus (garden pea)
Lineage: Eukaryota; Viridiplantae; Streptophyta; Magnoliopsida; Fabales; Fabaceae
Product: interactor of constitutive active ROPs 2, chloroplastic
Exons: 5
Coding region: 379-2139 (586 amino acids)
Source: RefSeq, a predicted model, not a curated record
GAGUGUGACAAAGCGCGUGAAGAUCAAGGAGCGCAACAUUAAUGGCUCAUCAGUUUCAAAUGUAUUUUGCUCUUCCCUGUCACCCACUCUUCCCUCCCAUUCACAAUAACCAGUGGUGACACUCUCAGAAUAAGAAAGAGAAAGACUCAGUAACCAAGCUCCAAAGAAACUUCAUCUACCUCAACGACCCUCUACUUUCCCUCACCUUUCUCCUCCAUCUCUAAAACAACCUCUUCACCUCAUACAUUCUACUAAUUUCCACAUCUUGCUUCUUCUUCCACCUUUCUUCAGAGAUUACUAUUUUGCAGGAAUUGUGGGUCAGGAGCAUUAAAGAACAAGUUUGUUUAGUUUGCUUUUUUAUCACCUGCAUAUUAAAACAUGCAGACUCAGAAAGCAAGAAAUGGUACUUCAGGAGUGCCACGAAAGAAAUCUCCUUCAAAUCCUCGGACUGCUCGCAAAACAAAAACACCAGGAUCUGGUUCUAACUCCGUCUCAUCGUCUCCGAAUCAAGGGAGUAAAACUCCAAAAGAUAGGAGCCCAAAUGUCAACUCAACACAAAGCUCAAUAUCUGAGAAGAACGGAACAAAUAGGGUCCAUGAGUUGGAGUCUCGGCUAUCUCAACUCGAAGAAGAUCUAAAGAAAGCUAAGGAACAACUUAACUCAACGGAACUAUUGAAGACAAAAGCUCAGCGUGAGGCUGAAGAUGCCAAGAAUAGGCUUUUAUCCAUGUCAAAAGAGUUGGAGGAAUCACAGCAACAGCUUCUGGAACUAUCUAAUUCUGAAGAUGGACGGAUUCAAGAACUACGUAAAGUUUCUCAGGACCGAGAUCGAGCCUGGCAGUCUGAGCUAGAAGCUGUCCAUAAGCAGCACUCAAUGGAUUCAUCUGCUUUAGCAUCUUCCAUGAAUGAAAUCCAGAAACUGAAAAUGCAACUUCAAAGAGCACGUGAAUCCGAAGCUACUCGGAUUGACAAUGCUGAGUCAGCUGAUGCGGAGAUACAAGAAUUGAGGAUGGAGCUUGAUGAAACAAUGUCUUCAAUUGAAAAGCUGAAAAAUGAGGUGAGCCAGUGUAGAGAAUCUGAAUCAGAGGCUUUGGAAAUAGUUGGCAAAACUCAAAUGCAAUUGGAAGCUGCAAAUAAGACAGUGGAAACGCUCCAAUCAGAAGGUGCGAAAGCAUCAGAAGCUUUCCAAUCCUUAUCUUUAGAGUUGGAGCAAUCAAAGGUUCAUGUACAAUCAUUGGAGGAACUUGUGAGUAAACUUCAGGAUGAUUUGGUCAGUGGAGCCAGUUUAUCUCCCCGCUUACCUGCAUUGGAAGUUGUAGAAAAUGAAGAGAUAAACCGGCUCAAAGCCGAGCUUGUCUCGAUUAAAGCUGAAGCAGGGCAGUUAAAAUCUGCAUUAGAUGUUGCCGAGGUAAGUUAUCAGGACGAGUAUAUUCGAAGCACAUUGCAGAUUAGAAGUGCCUUUGAACAACUCGAGCACACAAAAUCAGAAUCUUGUAAAAAACAAGCUGAAUUAUACGAGGAAUUGAAGAAAGCUAAAGCUGAUAUCGAAGAGUUAAGGGCGCGCUUGAUUGACAAUGAAUCUCAUUUGCAAGAUGAUGAUGUGGCUGAGUUGAAGGAAAAAUUGUUGGAGAGAGAGACAAGACUAAAAAGUGUAACUGAAGAGAACAAUACACUCAAGAUGGAAAUAAAAAGAGAGGAGAUAGAGAAGAAUAAAACUACAUAUGAGGCUGUUGCUUCUGCGGAGGCAGCAAGGGCCGCGGAACGAGACGCUUUGACAAAAAUUGGCUACAUAACAGAAGAAGCUGAUAAUAGUAACAGAAAGCUAGCACAGGUAACUGAGGCGUUAGAUGCUGCGUAUGUGUCGAAUUCGGAGUUAGAGGCUGAAUUAAGGAGAUUGAAAGUGCAGUCAGAUCAGUGGAGGAAAGCAGCUGAAGCAGCUGCUGCUAUGAUUUCUUCAGGAAACAACGAUGGGAAAAUUGGGGAGCGAACCGGGUCGCUUGACAAUGGCUACAACAAUUCUACUAUUGGUAACAAGAUGAGUUCGCCUUAUUCAGAAGGCACUGAUGAUGACUCGCCUAAGAAGAAAAAUACUACUGUGUUGAAGAAGAUUGGAGUUUUAUGGAAGAAGAAUCAUCAAUAGAUAGAUAGACAUAUACAAGGGAAACAAGAGCAUGAUUGGCCAUUCUAAAACAAGCUGAUAUAACUUUUGAUCUGGACCAACCGCAAAAGCCCGGUAGAGAGCAGGGACUAAUAGCUAGGGGGAAGGUUUACGCAACAAAUAUGAACUAAGCGACUAUUCAUUCGCAUCCAAAUUUGGUACAGCCAUAAACGAUCCAAGGAGCUCAUUAGCCUCCUCAACUCCUCGUCAAUACUUAGUAAUUCCGCGUAGGAAGACCAUCCAUCCGACAAGAGACACCUCCUGUAGCCACCGGAUGUGAAGCACUUUCUGGUUUUCAACUUCUGGAAGCCAAUUUAGAACCUGAAGCUGUUCAUGAACUAUUGAAUGGCAUAUUCAUAAUGAUUAAGCGGCAAAAUUCUCAAGCCAUCACUGACAGACUCAUUCGAAUAGAGGACAACCUACAAAAUGUUGUAUCAAAAGACUGAACCAUCCGAAAAGCGGCCUCGCGGAAGGUCAUGGAACUAAGGAAGGAAUGGGAGGAACUCCAGAAAUCUCCUCGCCGUCGGGUACGUAGACAACACACACCUUUGCCCGAUCCCGAGAAAGGAAUGAUAGUCACAUUCCUUUGGAAGCUCGUAGGCCAGCCAUAACAGGAAAGGAGGAAGCCACUUCGGCUCCACCUAAGAAGAAAAAUCCUUUAAAUGUUCGUAUCCUGGACGAUGGUGUUAAUCAGGAAAUAAUCAAACACA